This is a messenger RNA of Hipposideros armiger (great roundleaf bat), 400 nucleotides long. RefSeq names its product eukaryotic translation initiation factor 3 subunit F-like. The transcript has 3 exons. The record is from RefSeq and is a predicted model, not a curated record. NCBI's taxonomy places the organism in Eukaryota, Metazoa, Chordata, Mammalia, Chiroptera, Hipposideridae. The coding region runs from base 1 to 375 and encodes 124 amino acids.
AUGUGGUGCGAGUACGAGCAAGAGCCCGGCGUCUGGGGGCCUCCCAACCCUACCCAUAUCCCGGCCACCGCGUCCCGGCCGCCCGCUGUGCCCCCUGCCGGCCAGGCGGCGGCGGCGGCGGCGGCGGCUGGACGGGGCUUUGGGAGGGUUUCGGGAAAGUCGCAAGCUCCAGCGAAAUCUGUGACUCCUUCUCCGCGUCUUUCUUCGCCUUCUCCUCGCUCCCUCGGUGCUGGGCGCCGGGCACCGGGCAGCUAUGAGACCUACGGAGUGGAACCCCGCGAGGCUUCUCCUGUAGGGCGUGUGAUGAGGAGGAGAGUUUGGCUUUGGAGUGCUCGGAACCAGAGGAAGUGCCGAGGACUCGGAGCCCAGCCCUGACCGUGAGAGAGCCCCCACACAAUGA